AUGGUCGGGUCUAAAGAAAAAGCACAGCAUUGUGUGUCUAUAGCAGGACAUUUUAUGCAGGAUGCUAAUUUUAAAAGUGCUCCAAUUUUUGCACAAAGAAUAAAUGUUUCCAUUUCGGUGUUGAUAAGACUUUGCCACGAUGAGCACUCAGAUAUUCGAAUGGUUGCUUGUGAAAGCUUGGAUAGGAUAAUUAGAGCCUUGAGUGGUAGUUAUAUGGCUAAAAUACAAUUGGAGUUGUUUUAGGGAUGAUAAUACAUACUUAUGUGUGAUAUUAAAUCAAAUCUAAUUUAAUUUAUUAAUUUUAGGUCUGUUCGUAUAGCUUUAACAAGAUUUGCAAAGCUAUCAGUAUACAUAAAGCCUCAAAAAGGCAAAGUGUACGUUGCAAAUUUGUUUCCUUGUUUAGAAAAUCUUUUAUCAAAGCCUGAUGACUUGUUGCACGAGACAUUUAGCGAAAGUUUGCCAAAGAUUAUUAAAAGUUUAGGCCUUUUUGCGACCGAUAAAGAAAUGAAAAGUCUAAUAAAAUCAAUUAUAGAAGUCCUAAAAUCAGAUUCGCCUGUUAGGAGACGUUGUGCUGCACAAAAUUUAUCUUCGAUCUGCACACAGAAUGAAAAGACUGAAAUUUUUAUUGAUUAUGUACUUAAUAUGGUAUUUGAUUUAAUUGUUCCUUUUAAUGAAAGUCUUCAAAGUAAUGUAAUCGUGGGGGCUUUGAACGGUCUUAAAUUGUUGCUUCCCGUGUAUUAUGGGUAUUUUAAUAAAGGGAAGUCUACGACAAGUUUAGAUCAAAUUUUACAGAUUUUUGAGCUGUGUCUGCACUAUAUUAAGGUAACCAGCAGUGGAAAUACAGUAAUCACAAAUGCUGCACUUGAAACUUUAAACUAUUUAUUGUUUAACGCACCAAAAAAAUUAAUAAACACUUUAAUUUCCACUAACUACACUUUAAGACUGCACGAUCAAGAACAUGCCAAAAAUAUGUUGGAGGAACAAACUGCAAGCCAAAUGAGUAUAAUCGAACUCAAUCAUAUCAGACAUAGACUAGAUUAUGAUUUAUCAGAAAGCAUUUUAGAAAACUCAAUAUCCGAAGACUGGAAAGAAAGUGGUGAUAAAAAUAUAUACUGUAAUGGAAAUGUGAACAUGAGUGAUGUAUUUAACAAUGAUUUGUACAUUGGUGAUCUAGUGAAAAAUGAUACAAGUUUAAUUAUGUUUUGUGUAAGAUUAAUAACAACAAAUUUUUUGCUGACGGUUUUCAAAGGUUUCAUCAAAGAUGAUAAAAAUGUUAAGGUCACUUUGAAAUGCUCAGCUUUGUGUUGCUUUAUUUACGAGCAGUGGUGUGCGGAACAGUUUGCGGUUUUUAAAGAUGCUUACGAUUUGAAAAAGUUGAUUUGUAUUUUGAUUGAUGGUUUGAAAGAUGAUAUACAGACUGCUACGAGGCAAAGUUUGCAAGCGGUCGAGGAUUGUUUGAGGAAUUUGAUAAGGAGCAGUACAGAUUUUGAGACAAUCAAGCUUCUACUCAACGAACUUCUCCAAGUCUCAAAAAAACCAUACUGGCUCAUAAAAGUAAAACUCGCAGAACUCCUUUCAAAACUAAACUACAAGCACAUCUACCUCAUAACCAGGUCAGACUCUUACCAGGAAAAAGUACUACACGACAUUCUAUAUCAAUUCUUGUCAAACGAAGACUCCAGAGUCAGAAGUGCCAGCACAAAAUGCCUGUGCGAAAUCAUACCAAACCUUUACUACUCGAAUGAUUAUUCCAAUUCAGAUCCUCUAGUAAAUGUUUUUGUGAGACAUCGAGGGGAUGUAAAAACUGAUUGUGAUAAGGUGUCCUUCAAAUAUUUGAUUGAUAAUAAAUUGUGUAGAAAUCUAAUGUGGCCCUUUUGCGGCAUGAAUAAAUAUAAAGGGGUACAGGAUCGUGAUGGUGUUGAGAAGAAUUUAUCCAGAGUGCUGUUUGAGUUGUCGGAGAUGCUUUGUUCUUCUCAAUGUAAAGAAAUCUCCUCGAACUCAUCAGAGCAACCAACUUCAGUCCUAUACGAAACAAUUUCUGAUCUGGAUAAGUCUCGAUCUCCAUCAGAGAUGAUACUGACCCUAGAAUCUCAUCUUUUGAAAAUCCUGAAUGCCUACAGAUGCGUUAUCGAAGGCGAAUUGGAUAACAAUGCUGGAUUGAAUAUUGCUGCGGCAGCAAAUUCGAACCAGGUACAGAAAUCUAUUGGCGGAGGAGGCAGCAGUAAGAAACCUUUAGGGUUGGCAGCAACUAAAAAUACUGAAACUGAAUCACCGAAGAAGCAAUUUGGAUAUUUUGCCAACAACUCGUUGUACAUGAAGCUUUAUGAAGCUUUGAAGUCUGCUUAUUCUAUUUAUAAGACUAAUAUAGACGAUGAAGCAAGCACAAAAUUUUUGACAUUAUUGGACAUCGUCAUAAGUUCUAUUUCACAAUUACUCGAAGUGCAAGUCAGAUACAUAUCAGGCAGUAUAUCAGAUGAAAUAUUAUUGCACACGAGAUGGUGCAUUAAACUGUGUCCUAAAAGUACUAUUUUGUGUGUCGAACAACUAGACUAUUCUGGGGUUGUGGAUUACUUGAAUAUAGAUUUUUCAACACGAGCUCCAGUAUCAGAAAAAAAACACUUUGAAGACAUAUUUACAAACAAUCCGUACAAAUUUGUUGAAACAAUCCAAGUAUCUCCUUGGAUAAAAUUAGUAGAAGACUUUGAUGCCUUCAGAGCCUUUUUAAAAAAACGUCAAACAUCCUGGCAACCCGACAAAAAAUUCCUGUCUUCCUCCAUCAGGCUGUUCGAACCAAUGGUGAUUGAGUGUUUAAAGAAAUACACGACCUGCAACAACACCUCGAUACAAGCACGUGUCUUAAGCCUCCUGUGCCAACUUCUACACUUAAGAGUCAAUUACAAAAUGUUGGACUCGGAGAACACUUUUAUCCAAUACGUUUUCAAACAAUUCGACAGCAUCCAAUUAGGUCAAGUUGCCGAUUGUCAGGUUUUACUCGAACAGGUGUUUAGUUUCCUCUUGCGUCUGUCGAGUGAAAAGUGCUAUGAGGAUUAUUCCAAUAGGGCUCUGCAUUUGUGCGAUGAACUUUUGGCAAGUGAACAGAAUUAUGAGACUCAUUGUGUACCGGCUCUGGUUCCUUUGGUGGAGGCUGUGUUUUUUAUGGUGCCGAUGAAGAACGGAAAGGAUUUUGUUGAUAGCGAAGAUGAUGAGUUGCUGACGAAGAGGGAGGAUCCUUUACAAGUUUUGGAUAAUCCUGAACAGUUGCUGAUGAACUCGAUAACUAACGAAGUGAUUUUCGUUAGGUUUUUGUUUUGUGUUAUUUAUGAGAGUGUUAAUAAUUUAAAAAGUUGUUUUGAAGAUGAUCCGCAAAAUAAUGUUGAAUUUAUCUGUGAAGAAUUUGAGGAUUUUUUGAAGAUUGUUGAAGCUGUUUUUGAUACCGAUAGAGGCGACAACAAAUUCAAAUCAAUUUCAAAAACAGUCUCUACUAUUCUAUCAGAUGAAUCACUUGGAAAAUAUUCCAAACAAUAUUCCAACGAUGAAAACAUUCCAAUAGAAAAACUAACGGAAGAAAUUUUAUUUGUUUCGAAAAAAUCUCCUUACAUUUAUUGCCAUUGGUUACAUCUUCUUGUCGAUUUGAAUUGGAAAGAUUGGAAAUUGUGGAAGAAUGGAUUGGAAAAACUUGAUGAUGAUAAAAAUAGUGCUGUAGAAAACCCAAUUGUUUCGAAUGUUAGUAUUAAUACUAUGAUGUUGAAACGAGCAGCUUUUUUGACUUAUUGCAGAUUUAGUUCAAAUCAAAUAAAUAAUGAGAAGCAAAAUGUGGAACUUACUCAUUUCCUCGGAGAGCAUUUGUACGAAGUGAUUUCUUUUUGUUAUGAAGAACCAGUUAUCGAGAAUAUUUUGCAAAAUGUUGUUUUUGGAGAUGAGAUUUGCAGCGAAAUUAUUUUGCAAGCUGUUGAUAAACUAUUGCCUUCGAAAAUUGAUGAUAUGAUUUUCGUCCACAAAGUUCUAACAAAGUUUCUCGACCGGUUGCACGUAGACUUAUCAGGAUCGAUUCUCCACUCUUGUAUUGUUGAAGUAAAACUUCUUGAGCACAAGAACAUACUAAUUUGUCGUGAUGCUUCGAGACUUUGUUCGAGCAAGGCAGAGUUGUUGAGAACCUUGGAGACCGAUGAUAGUGACGAUGAAGUUGUUGUUAAGCAGAAAUUGUCUGAGGUGAAGUUUAGGCAGAUUAUGGAGUAUUUUAGAAGUAAAGGAGAACGAGUAAUUAAAAGACACGAAACGCUAGUAAGCAUCCUAAACAAGCUAGCUGUGCAAUUCUAUUCCUUGCCACCUAUCGAAUUGGACCACAUGAAAACCAUAGACUUCACCAAUUUACGGAAAACAAAAUUGACGCGGAAUGAUAAAACUCGAGCUGAGUGCAAGGCUUUAAGCAAAAUCAUGCAAAAAUUGGGCGCUCAAAAACUGCAGGAAAUUUUAUCGGAUGAAAAUGUUGAUGUUGGCUUUUUUGCUUAUUGCUUGACUAGUGAAAGUGAUGAUGAUAAUGUAAAAGUUGUUGUGGAUUGUUUAAUGAGUAAAAUUUUGGUGUUAGUUGAAGAUUUUAACUUUCAAUAUCAAAAUCAGUGUGUGUUGUUUCAAAAAAUUACAAAAAGUGUUAUUAAUUUGCUAUCAAUUGAUCAGAAUUUAUUCGCUGACUUUGUGGACCCUUGUAUCAAAUUUAACGCUUUGUGCUUACAAUAUUGUGUGCAUAACCUAAAACAAAUCCCAAAUUUUCUCAACAGUAGUGCAUUUGAAGAUGCACUCACGUGCUUUUGUGCAAUAAUCAAAACCGAGCAAGUGUGGUCGCAUUUAAACAACACCCACAACUUACAAACACAAAUACACAACUACAUUGCAUCUUUGUAUCAAAUCUUGCAGCAAUUAUCCCUCGAUGCUACAAAUUAUCGUUUAAUCGAAAAAGUCCCAAAUUUGGACAAAACUUACAACAACCAAGUUGUGUCCAUUAUCCAAUUUGUGGAAGAUUUCAAUACAGUUUUGUGUAAGGAUCUAAAUAAGUUCAGUGUUUUGUUGACUCCAGAUUUAGCGAAGAAAAGUGUGUUUUUGCAAUGUGUAAUUAUGGUGUGUCGAUUCGAUGUUGUUAUCAAGUUUGCGAUGACGCCGUUUUUGGUUUUUGAAAGAAUCGAUUCGAGUUUGGACGAAAAGAACUAUUUUGCGUUUUUGCAGGAGUUUUUGCAAGAUUCGGAUGUUCUGGAAUCAUUUGUGUUUAGGUGUGCUCUGUUGGGCUGGACUUCGCGGACACAGUUCGAGGAGACUUGGAUGAGCUUAUUGGGAGUGAUCAGUGGUUCUCAAACUGUGGACGCGCCAUCGGAUGAAGUUGUUUCGGUGCAGACCACUGCGAUUCGGGCAAUAACCAAUUUGCUGUUGAGCAGUUUGCUGCUGCCAAAGCCUGGUAAUACUGUUGUAUCCAGUUAUUUACACAUAUCGAGAAACGACAAGAUAAAUGAAGAUAAUAUAGUUUCUCGCAAGCUGAAGCCCAUCCACCAUUUAAUCCAAUCAUUUCUCGAAGACCCAUUCCAAGAAUCUUCCAACUUGGACAGAACUUGCACAGAAAUUUGCAGUAAACAAAGUUUAUAUUAUCCAAAUGCACAAAUAAGUUCAAGAUAUCUGAAAAGUAUUUUAAACAAAGAGGAAAAUGAGAAAAAUAAGAUGUUGAAUGAGUUUGAAAAAGUCCACGAGUACAGGAUGAAGUGCUUGCAGGAGAGUGGAAUUGAUUUGGAAAGCUGUUUGCAGUUUUUAGUCGAGAUGUAUUCUCACAUGUUGAAUUUACAGGCUCCAACCAAUUCAAUAGUCGUUCAUUCAAUCCUGGAAUCAUUGGUGUCCGUGAGUGAUUUAUUCACAAAGAAGAGCCACUUUGAGUGGUGCCUAAAUUUGUGUCUCGAUAUGUGGAAGAGAUGUUCCAGCGAUUCAAUGGUCAAUCAUGAUGAGAUAGCGAUGAGACAUUUGGUUUCUUUGGCUUGUAAAUGCUGUUCUGUGUUUAUUUCAGAAGAUUUGGGCUGUGAUGCUUUACUAGACAUCGUAAACAUGCUUCGUUCCUCCUUAAGAAGUUCAAGCAUACCACGUAAAACGAGUUCAAUACCAGCUCUAAUGUGCUUAAUCGAAGUCUAUGAUGCGAAUUACAUAAACGAAAUUUUGACAUCAAGUCAAUCAAAAAUUUUGCAAAAAAAAGACCAAAAAGUCAAAUUAUCAGAUUCAAAAAAAUUAAGCUUUGGUGACUUAUCCCUAAAUUUAACAACCACCCAAGAUAACGAUGAUGUCAAAAAUGUGACCAAAGAUUUUGUUGGCAAAGAAAUUGAAGAAAUAGAACAUGAUCGUAAAGUUGAUACUGCUUUUCUCGAUGAUGAUAAAUGGAAAUUGGAUGACUGGUCCAGGACGUUUAUCCAUCAUGAUUCCAGAAGACGUUCCAGUUUGAAAUUUAAUGAAACUAGGAGUAAGUUGAAACAUGAUAUGAUAGAGAUCAGAGACAAGGCAAGGGAGUAUGCGGAGACUGUUUUUGCAGAAAUCGAACAAGGGGGAUAUCACCAUUCCUUAAACCAUUUAAUGUCAGUUUACACAAUGAGUUUCCUGGUUUUGGAAAAGUUUUCGGAUUCAAAUUCUGGUGAUGGUGCUGUUACUAAAAAUUAUAUUACAAGUCAAGAGGAGAAUAAUUCGAUAUUGAAUUCGAUCAUUUUUGUGCUCGAGCAGGAUAAUGCUGACAUGAAUUUGUUUACUUGUGUUUGUAAUGGCCUAGAACGACUAGUGAUAUUGGAUAAGCUUCCAAAACAAACUCUCAGUCAGAUAUCACAAGCUUGUCUCAAGAAAAUCAAGAACUCAAAUUUUACAUAUGUCAGGUACACUCUGAAGUUGCUAGUCGCCUGCAUGUAUAAAGAAGCCUCAACACAAUUAAGUCUUUUGGACAAUGCAUCCAAACUAGAUGACUCCGGUCAACCUUCAGACCUGGACCUGAUAGUUGAUCAUGUUGAGAAGAUAUCAACACUUUUUGAACGUCUCAAGGUUUCCAAUAGAUACGAAGCCAGGGUUUUGUGCCAGGUGCUGAGCAAACUCCUGAACGACUUAUUCCAACCUAGCGAGAUGUUAGCCAAAGUAAUUGGCGAAUUCUUUUCCAUCACGCAACAACAACACGGAGACAAUUUGGCGUUGGUGCUUCUAGAGGUUUUCGAAAACCUGAUAUCUCGCGACCAGCACUCGUUGCUACAAUCCUGGCUGGUGUGCUCUCUGGCAAACCUGGCUAACAAAUUACCAGCCAACAAAUCUCUUUCCUGUCUGGUAUGUGUUUUUGUGGCUGCUUCUUUGAACAGCAGCCUGAAAUUGAUGUUUCCUUAUGUCGUGUCCAGGUUUGGUAAGUUUGAUUUUGAAGAUAAGGUUAUGCUCUGUUUGGCAACCAGGAAUUUCUUCGAGGAAUUGGUUGACGCAGAUUUGAAAAAAUGUUUUGUUGAAAGUUUUCGCAAAGUUAGGGGUAAUGGAGAUAAGUUUGAUCUUGUUUUGAAGUCUUUGGAAUAAAGUAGGUACAUAUAUUUCUAGUCAUGGUAAUAAAUGAUGAUGGUAAUAAAUAAGUUGAGCAUGAUGUUUAUGAUAAAAAGUGAAUAAGGCA
This is a messenger RNA of Ctenocephalides felis (cat flea), 7642 nucleotides long. It is a transcript of the gene htt, whose product is annotated as huntingtin. The record is from RefSeq and is a predicted model, not a curated record. Gene Ontology annotation, cellular component: cytoplasm. NCBI's taxonomy places the organism in Eukaryota, Metazoa, Arthropoda, Insecta, Siphonaptera, Pulicidae.